Cucurbitaria berberidis CBS 394.84 is the source of this 1080-nucleotide messenger RNA. RefSeq names its product ribosomal protein S8. Lineage: Eukaryota; Fungi; Ascomycota; Dothideomycetes; Pleosporales; Cucurbitariaceae. Gene Ontology annotation, molecular function: structural constituent of ribosome. The transcript has a single exon. Gene Ontology annotation, biological process: translation. Gene Ontology annotation, cellular component: mitochondrion; ribosome. The coding region runs from base 184 to 795 and encodes 203 amino acids. The record is from RefSeq and is a predicted model, not a curated record.
CCAGAGCCUCCAGCAGUCCAUCGGCGACAACACCACACGCAAUUGACAGCCACGGGCCCACCAGGCAUCGCCAUCGCCACACUCUUUUCAAAGCGAUUCGAUUCACAUCCUUGUUCGACGUGCCAUCGCGCCCACCCGGAGCCCCAGCCCAUCGAGGGCAACUCCGCUGCCACCAUCGUCAACAUGUCCCUCGUCAAUCUCGCACACGUAUGCUCACAUCUGCAAAAUGCUUCGAAAGCGCGACUCGGCCUGACAUCAAUACCCGUCUCCAAGAUGCACGUCAACAUCGCGCUCGGUUUGCAACGCGAAGGCUUCCUCUCCUCUGUCACACUGGGUGGCUCUGCGCCGCCCAGACCCUUCCUUCUACAAGCACAAGCCGAUCCAGAGCAAUUCGAGAAGAUGGCCGAGACGCUGAAAGUGGAGCCGUGGCACGCAUACCCCACUGAAGCACCGACAAAGGGAAAGAGCAAUACAGAGCUUGCGCUGGGCAAGGAGCAAGUGCACGAAGUUCAUGUGCCUGAAAACCCAGCGCGACGAAGAUUAUGGCUAGGGCUGAAAUACUGGCAGAAUGAGCCGGUACUCAAGAACAUGAAGCUGGUAUCGAAGCCUACACGGCGGAUAUGGCUUACUUCAGAAGACUUGGGCAGGAUUACCAGGACAAGAGAGUCGAGCUAUGUGAAGGGAUUGACGCAUCCGGGAGAAUGCAUGUUCCUUACGACGGAUCGAGGGAUACUGGAGGCGAGAGAAUGCGUCGAGAGACGUUUGGGUGGAAUGGCGCUAUGCAGGGUGUGGUAGUGUAAGAGCAAAGAAUAUUUCUUGCGUGUACCAACACCUGCGGAGGAUUCCGGAUUGUUAGGUCUGCGGUAUUGCAUGGCUAGGCGUUGUAAGAAACUCUGUAACAGUAGGAAGACAUAUUCAUGUGCGUUGCAUCAUGGCGGGAUACACUUGCACCUACUGCUGUAGAAAUAUUCGACUCGUUCCCGACCCGAGCUUCGGGUUGCACCCUGACCCUUAGACAAUGACGAUCUAGCAGCCUGGAUUCCAUUGUAUGUUUAACACCAUGUUCAGCUCGGCCUAAUU